GAGAAGCUGGGAAAGGUGCUGUUGCUUCCAUUGGUUUGGUGGAAACAUUGCAUUAGAAGCAUGCUGUGUUUCAAGUGGUGGCAUAACAAAAUGAGUGUGGGCACAACUGCAUCUCAAGCUGCAUCUUUUAGCAGGGUUUUGACUUGUUCAGCUUACUUGUGUCUUUGGGGCAACUAAUAUUUUAACACUUAAUUUGGAAAAGCCAAACAUCUAAUCUUCUAAAGGACAACAUAAUGUUUACUUUGCAAAAACAUUUCUGGUGUGGUAAUUCUUGAUGCAUUUAAACAUCGUGUGUACUUUCUAGAUUUAUAUGUGGAAACAAAAUCAGGUUGGCAUUGCUGUCAUUUGCGAAUGAAAGAUAUUUAGACAGCAUGUUUGAAACAGGGAUAGAAGUCCAUUCUUUGCGACAUUGUCUGACAACAGAAGGGAACUCUUCAUAAUAUGGAGAGAAACGGAGUUUGAAAAUACUGCUGCUACCUGACUUUGUGGCAGAAAAUGCUGUUUGGUUAGAAUAUCAAUCCUGUGUUUUAUUGGAACAUUUACUGGAAGGGUAACAGUGCGAUUUUUCACAGGUUAAUGUAAACUCUAAAGGACCACCAUCAUUUCCUGGUCCUCCCUUAAUGCAGCCUCCAGCAGCUGGACCUUUGCCACCUCCAGUUCGAUUUGGACCUCCACCUCGAGCACCUUAUGGACCUCGGCCUCUUCCUCUCUCUGUUGUGCGUGGUGCUCCUUCAUCCAUUCCGAGAGACUAUCCACCUGGCCCUCCCUUUGGAAUGAGAGACUUUCUCCCUGGCCCACUGCCACCCCCAGAGCACAGAGGGUAUCUCCGUGGACCGCCUCCUUUCCGACCUCCAGCCCCCAGAGAUUAUCCUCCACGGCUACCCCCCCAAGGAUUAAGGGACUAUCUCCCUCCUCCAUUCAGAGACUUGCCACCUUCAGGACCCAGUAACUACCAAGGAGGCCCUCCAUGCCCACCAUCCCCAGCUAGCUCACAGGACUCAGCACAUCAUCCUGAACAGAAACCGUGACUUGAGAUUUCUGGACUGAACUCGACCACGUUUCAUGUGGUGAGGAUUUAAACAGCUUCAGCACAACCAACUCUGUUUCUUCUUUUCGAUUUGGUUUCAGUGUAGCUUUUUUAAAAUGCAAGAAUAAGUUUGUCUCCAAUCUCUAGCAUUGUGCAUUUUGAUUACCUUUAAUGAGGACUUGUCCAUCCUCCUGGGAUGCAAGUAUAAUUUUUCUGUGAUGAACCUGAAGUCUGCUUCUUACAGCUGUGGCCAACCCACAGCUCUCAAUGUGCAAUAUAUGAAAAGUACCUGGGGUGGUUAGUUUUUAAUUAAUGUAGCCUGUGUAACAAAUUGAUGGAUCACUUCAUAAUUCAAAAUAUAAUCUGAACAUUUCCUGUGGAAAUAUCAUAUGUAAGAAAUGCUACCCAUUCAACUAAAGCCUACAGUGACUGUAGACCAGUGGUGUACAUAGGGAUUCUAACUCAAACCUUUUAAAAACAUCUGGUGUAAAAAACCAGAGGCAUAGACUACACUGUACUGGAAGGACAGUUCUACUAAUAAAGAAAGCAAGAUCCCUUUUGCUAAA
Molecule: messenger RNA, 1593 nt
Organism: Sphaerodactylus townsendi
Lineage: Eukaryota; Metazoa; Chordata; Lepidosauria; Squamata; Sphaerodactylidae
Product: splicing factor 3B subunit 4-like
Exons: 2
Coding region: 621-1028 (135 amino acids)
Source: RefSeq, a predicted model, not a curated record